UUGUUGCUGUUUUUGUUGUUUGGAGCAUUCUUGAAAUGGUAAAAUGUGAUAACAUUUAAUAUCGGCUAACACUGUGCAUAUGAAGACGAUGUAUGUUCGUUCAGUUUGAAUGAACGGCAAAUUAAUAAUGCAUAUAACCAUUAGUGCCACAAGCUCCGUUUUAAUAUUCAAAACUAAUAACUGAUAAAAGUGAAUCGUUAAUUCACUGAUGAGCUUAACGUCUCAAUGAGUAGUUAUGACGGUACUAUUCGUAUAUUACUGUACGGAAAUAUUGUUUGAAUACAUUUUGGGAAAGUGUCCAUACAUGAGGUUUAAAAAUUCUUGCCGUACUUGAGAAACUUAAAAAAUAAAUAUUAACACUUCAUGUGUUCUGGAAUUGAAAUAUAUAUAAUUUAUUAAUAAAUUAUAUUUCUAUAUAAAAUAUGACUGCAUUUUACAAUAAUAAAGAACUGUUUGUUUUGCUGAAUGCGAUAUGCGCAUUUUCCGCAGCAACAAAUAAUGGUUGUGGCGAGGUACGCAGACGAGCUACUGAGGAUCCGCAGAAUCUGACAUCCCCGAACUUCCCGCUGCCGUACCCGAGGAAUACGACAUGUACUUGGUGGAUAUCAUCAGUGUAUUUCUAUAGUGAUAUCUAUAUUGAGUUCAAACAUCUUGAUAUAGAGGACAGCAAUGACUGUGAUGAUGACAGCCUCACUAUCUAUCAACAUUACAAAGGAGACGAAUUUGUUGUUAAGAUAUGUGGAAAUGAAGCCGCUGACGAGACACUGAAGCUCGGUAGAGAUGUCACCAUUGUUUUCAAAACUAACAACGAUAUCGAACGAACAGGAUUCGUCCUACAGUACUACAUGGUUGAUGACGACAGCAGGGAAAGAGAUGACUAUUAUACAGAACGUUAUAGUGACCAUUGGUUUACAGUAGUGGUCGUCGUGUUCGUGCUAAUUUUAGUGGCAUUAAUAAUCACAAUAGUUUUCGCCUGCUACUUUCAACGUAGACAAGCACGUGCCCAGAAACAGUCUAACAUCGAGGACAUACAAUUCUCAGGAUACGGUUUAGAUGACGAUGAAUACAAAACACAUAUCUAGUUGUGUAAAAACAAUUGUGAUAUUUUAGACUUGCAAUGUUUCGUACCAAUGUUUCUUGUUUUCCGUCCUUCUUCAAUAACGGGUUAGAAUUUAGUCUAUGAAUACACUUGACUUUUUCGAUAACUGUUGAGUUACUUACACACGAUGUGUUGUAUGUGAACAAACCUCUAUGAUAGGAUAAUGAAUUCAAGCACCUUCGCUAAUUAUUAAAGUCAUGAUCCGGAAAACAAAGAGCAUGGCUGUUUAAGUUUAGUCCCCUGUCUUGCUCAACAGUGAAGGACAUAACUACAUUUAUGCGAGUCCGCGUAAUUCUACGACACUACUGGUACAUGAUUGUUACAAAUCCAAUAUCUUAAAGGUGUAUAUAAUGUGCCUGGC
This is a messenger RNA of Ruditapes philippinarum (Manila clam), 1460 nucleotides long. RefSeq names its product tumor necrosis factor-inducible gene 6 protein-like. The transcript has 5 exons. Lineage: Eukaryota; Metazoa; Mollusca; Bivalvia; Venerida; Veneridae. The record is from RefSeq and is a predicted model, not a curated record. The coding region runs from base 423 to 1082 and encodes 219 amino acids.